CCCAGUUUGAUAAAGCGUCGCUGUGCCAGUGUGUUGCUGGUCUCUGCACUGUCACCUGCAGUGGUGAAGGCAUGGAUGCAAUGGGCGGAUGUCAAUAACGAUGCGUCUGUGUGGGAGUUGAUGGGAGUUCGUUUGGAAGGUCUUGUUCCUGCAGCCGUACUGCCACUACUACUAACUAUGGUAUUUUAUCUCGGCCCCCUGGUUCAUUCUGCGAUGGACAACCCCGCAGGCUUCACUGGGGAAGUGCAGUCUGCACUCGAUGUUCGGUCAUGGAUGUUGUGUGUGGGAGAUGCAGUGUGGCUCAGGAACCAGGUGGUGGCACCGGUGACGGAGGAGCUGGUGUUCAGAGGGGCCAUGCUGCCCAUGCUGGUUCCCUGCACGGGACCCACGGCUGCCAUCUUCAUGGCCCCGCUGUUCUUCGGUGUUGCCCAUUUACACCAUAUCAUGGAGCAACGGCGCCUCAACCAGGACAGCUUGGGUGUCCUCCUCGGGGUGUCAGGUCAUGUUGUGGGUCCAGUUUUGUGCCAUUCGUUCUGUAACAGUCAAGGGCUGCCUGACAUCCGCUCUGCCCUGCGACACCCUCAGCGAUCUGCUCUACUUUUCUCGUAUCUGACGGGGCUGCUGGUCUUUCUGGUGCUACUCUUCACGCUGACAGACCCCUUCUUCUAUGGUGCCAUUCCCGUCUGCAGCCUGGCUGCCCCUGCAGCGUCUGCAUGCUAUUAAAUUAUAAUUAAAAAUACUCCCGCUCUUAAAACGUCUUCUUUUUAUUACGAUGGAUUUCAUUUCACGUUGGGUUUUCAAAUUUUAAAAAAGUAUUUCUAUAUAGUGUGUGUGCAUUUAUAGGUGUGUGGGUAGAUGUGUGCAUGAGAAGAGAACAAUCCCAGCAAGUCAGACAUUUCCUGCAUGGUUGGAAAUAUGUCCUACUGUAUUGAAACACAACACCAGUGCAAGUUUCACUGGACGAGAGAGAAAAAGUCUGAGGCAGGGAAAAACAGAUGAACUGUGAAAGUGAAUGAGUGGGACGGGAAGGCAAUGGAGGAGACAGCAGGAGAGAAAGACACUUAUGGAGACAGGCAGACAGACAGAAAGACAGACACAGAGGCCAAGUAACACUCCAAAGGAAUCAAAAUGGAGAGGAACAGCUAUGCAAGUCACAUUGUUAGGACAAAUAAGGCUAUGAAAGACAAGCUUGUGAGAAAAAACUGUUACAGCCAGAAGCAACACGGGCAAUGCCAACAGACAUUAAGGGAGAGAAGAGAAAAAUAAAGGAGAACAGAAAAGGAAAGAUGGGGGGGGAGGACGGGGGAAACGUUUGUGUGUCCCCAAGGAAAUUUAGAAUGUGGAGUAGCAGAGUUGUGGAGGAGAGCGUUCGGACUGAGAGGUGAAAGGUUGCGUCAGACAAUUAAGAUUUAUGAGUCAGACUGAUGAGCUAAUCAUACAAAAUAAAUGUUUAUAACCCAGACCAGGAAAGGCCAAGCAAGUUUAAAUCAAUGAUAAAGUCUGGAAAGCCCGGUUCUCGCCGCAAGCAAAGAGAAUGUCUACAACUCAGUAAAUAACAUAAAUGCAGAAACCACAGCAACAAAAAGCACAAUGCAUUGAUUUUUAAGGGAUUACUCUAUCUUGGCCGUGACCAAUUGCUAGAGGCAACCAGUGGUGACUCCAGGAGUCAGAUAUAAAGUGUUAAUUAGAUUAAUAAGCAGUUGUUGUUUUUUUACCUCCGAACAGAUCGCUGCUUCAACUCAGUCAUAACUUGGGAUCUUUCCAGUACAACAAAGUCUUCAGUUGCUGGCUGCUGAGAGUUUGGGGAUUUGGGGGACUUUGCUGCUCAGGAUCAAGCUUGACAGCAGUUUUUGCCCAAAGCAACUGUAUUACCUAUUUACCUUCCCUUGAGUUUUUCCGGGAGAAUUACACUGAGAUUAAAUGUAACAACCUCCGAUUUGGCAGCCAUGUGAUUUGAAGACAGCAGAAAUAGUAGAGCAAAGACCAACAGGCUGUUAUUUGACUUCCCCGCACGGAGCUUCAGAAGAUUUGAGCUUUAUGGUUAGGGAAUGAUUUACCUUCUUCUGAUGAUGCUGAGUCAGGCAGUUUACUGUGUCUUUGCCAUUUCUUUCAAAAUAGCUUUUCUCUGUGAGACACAAGCUGAAAAUAGAGUUCAGGUUACAACGGGACAAGUCUCAAGAGAAUAGAAGGACAUGAUGCAGAGAGAAGUGAGACGUGUGGUGGGUUGUCUCAAAGGUCCUCCACAUCCAACGUCUGUCUGUUUCUGUGUCUCCUUUGUCUCCUGCCUCUUUCUUGGGGGUGUCGUCAUCCUUUCUCCCCACUGUUAAUCCAUUUACCGCUAACACACACACAAACACACAAACACACACACACACAAAUGGCUUCGUCUCUGGAGAAAUAUGACCAUGAAAGACACUACAAAGUGUAAGAUUUCUGAGUGUGCAUGCGUGCGCGUGUGUGUGAGCAUGUGUGUGUGUGUGUGUGGCUAUGGAAAAGCUGAGCCUAUCAUCUGGAAAAGGAAUAAUCAGGAAUUAUGCUCUCCCCGUGCUCUCUCCAUCUCUGUUUCUGCCUCUCAGCAGUUCUUUAAACCGUAACAGUUUUCUGGAGAGUCUUUCUCAGAGUUUCUCUAUGUCUGAGGUUUGUUUAUACAUGUGUGAUUCUUCACGUGCUGCAAACUCCAACUGCAGUCCGCACGAUCGUGCAUUAGUAUCAUCCCAGCCUUUUGCUUAGCCUUUGCAAAGCUAAAAAAAAUGUUUUUGGGGCAGAUACAGCUCGGCCACUGCAGUUUCCAUCCGCGACCGUGUUUGUUUUAAAAUUGCCAUAUGACUCCUAACCGGAAUUUCAGGAGCAAUGAUAUUCAUUUUUUCCAUUCUCCAUUUUCUUUUGCCAGUUUAAAGAAUGCAAGGCAAGAAUAGUUGUCAAUGAAAAUGAUGAAUUAAGACACAAAUUAGAUUUUACAAACCCUUCCAGUGCUCGGUUUGUUGACAGCUUACGAUCUGAAAAUCUAAAUUGUUCUAGUGGAGCUGCUCAUUGUAUAACAGGAGGAUUCUGUUUGUACUGCGCAUCUUUUAGGUGUGAACAUGGGUGAAACUGAGCAUGAAGGAAUGAUGACAUGGAUGAGUAAAGUAUUCCAAGGUUAAAUACAGGUUAAUAAAGGUCAUCUGGCAUAUAGACGUUACCAACUAGUUUACAGUUACCUCUAAAAGUGUCUUUUAGCUUUUAGCUGAUGGUCCAAGCAACUGUAAACAUCAACUGGCAGGAAAUUAUUCCUUCUGGAUUCAUCCAUUCGACAGCGACCCCAGUCUGUUCAGAUAUUUGUGGUGAAGAUUUGUUGACAUUCUGGGUGUGGAUGGAGAGCACAUCGAUGUUUGCUAUGAGAGAUGAAACAUAUGGACCUUGUAGAAGAAGUGGAUAAAAGUAUCGUCUUUUUCCUCCACUCCACAGAAAUCAACAGGAAUGCCUCCACUCUAUUAUUUAACCACAAGGCCACAGCUAAUUGCUUCAGUGUGUGUGUGUGUGUGUGUGUGUGUGUGUGUGUGUGUGUGCAUGACAUAAGACCCCAGAGGCUUGGGAAAAUGAACAACUGUCCUGCUGUAUUUGAUAUGGCGCAAAUGGUUGAGUGGGCCUGAAAGAUGUGUCUGAACUCCACGGUAAUAAGGAAAUGCAGUUUCCUUGACAUCAGUGUGGAAGCUUGGACACCUCAGGACCAGCGGCAGGCCCUUUGUUCUUUAGCUGAAAGUCAAUAAAGUUUUCUUUUAAAUAGGAAAGCAGAGGCAUGGAAAUAUUCGACUGUUUUCAUCCACCGACAUAUAAAAACUGAAUUGCAGAACCGGAUUAUAUUCUAUAUGUGCAAUGGUAGUUGCGAUUGAUAUACAGUAGAUUUAGCAACGCAUUGCCUGACAUUGUGAACGGUUGUCCCUUCAUCAUGGCUGUUUUUUCACUCUGCCUCCGUUUGAAAACACGUUUGCAUUUUAACGUAGCUGGACGACACAUUGCACAAACUAGUUCUUCUCUAGCAUAACCAACUCUUAAGUCUUCUUAAAUACAUGUCAUAGUUCUUUUAGUGAAAUGGCCUCAAGUGUGAGCGAUCCAGACACUAACGCUUUAUAGCCACCAAAGAAUAUCAAAUCAAGAACAGCUAUUCAGCACAAAGAAAUAGAAUUAGUGGUUGAAGUAAAAUGAGGCUUUUGGAGCUGAAAUUCAAGUUGAGAAUAUAUCAGAGCCAGUGACUGUAUGUGGCUAGUGGUUAGGAGUCAAGGAGCUCGACGGUAGGCUGUGAACUAUGGAGGUGGGGAAUAGAGAGUCAGAAGAUCUGUAUAUGUUCCAUUAGAGGUCUUCUUCAGGUUAGGAGAUAGAGCAGCUUGGAGGUACUGUAAGUAGAUUAAUGUUAAAGAGGGAAAUUGGGAGUGCAGGAUUAUGGAAAGGAGAAGUUUUGUCUGCUCUAUCAAUUACAUUUCUGGAAUGUGUCUCUGGGGGCGUGGCAGUCGGAGCAGGAGGAGGGGUCAACCAGCUGAACGAUAGAACAAACAGACCAAGAGGGGAGGUUUGGGGCAAAAGCUGGAGGUCUGAGGGAGAGAUUGCUGACUUGGGAGCCCAAAUAAUAAGACUAAAAGAGAAGAGGGAGAGAGGAGCAGCAGGGAGAAGAUAUGGAAGGGGAGGAGAGGAUACAAGAAAGGAGGGACUAGGGGGGAUGAAAGAAUAACAAGGAAAGGAAGAGAGGAGACAGAGUAGGAUGGGGGUAGUCCAAGAAAAAGAAAAUUAGAGGAUAAGAGGCAGGGGAUGAGGGAUGCGGAGGAGGAGGAGAAGGAGGAGGUGGGGAACAAGACCAAAAGGCUCUUCGGGAUCUCCAGGAUCCUGAGGUUUUAUGUUUGCGUCCCACUCGUUCCGAUGGUACUUACAUAACUAGAAAAGACUACUGAAUUGUUUGAAUGCAUUGUAUAUAUUCUGUCUGCCCAAACCAACACGCCACAGGCAGCCGACGCAUCUGGUGAACACAGAGGAAGAGAUUACUGACUAACACAGAACCCGCAGAACACUGCAGCUAAUAACUGGAUCAACUACACAAGUAGCAGGACUUUUCCAUCUCACCGUCAUUGACAUGUCAUAAUGACAUCCAGCUGCCUCCAUUGUGUUGUGGAAGGUCUCACUAUUGUUUGCCCCAGCACUUUUCACUUGUGUUGCACUUGAGUCAGCUUGUUUGUGUGCUAUAAAUCUGUGACACAUCAACUGUUGGCUUCACUUGAUAUUCUUAAUCUUAUUUAAAAAAAAUUAAAUCAAAACUCAGCUUUGACUUUGCACCAUGCGUACCCUUCACGGCGGAUGGCUCAUGUGACACCAGUGGAGGUACCCUCAGUCUACACUCCUGCUCCCCAGCUACUGAGAGGUCAGGCUGAUGCACAUCUGGCAUUUCCUGUUUCCUCUCCUCCAUAUGCCCCUGAGUGGUAGUCACACACACACUCUCUCACACACACUCUCACACACACACACACACUCU
This is a messenger RNA of Cyclopterus lumpus (lumpfish), 5494 nucleotides long. Its product is annotated as CAAX prenyl protease 2-like. The transcript has 6 exons. Gene Ontology annotation, cellular component: endoplasmic reticulum membrane. The record is from RefSeq and is a predicted model, not a curated record. The coding region runs from base 76 to 723 and encodes 215 amino acids. Gene Ontology annotation, molecular function: metalloendopeptidase activity. Gene Ontology annotation, biological process: CAAX-box protein processing. Lineage: Eukaryota; Metazoa; Chordata; Actinopteri; Perciformes; Cyclopteridae.